This is a messenger RNA of Gasterosteus aculeatus aculeatus (three-spined stickleback), 754 nucleotides long. Lineage: Eukaryota; Metazoa; Chordata; Actinopteri; Perciformes; Gasterosteidae. The record is from RefSeq and is a predicted model, not a curated record.
ACACAUGUGAUCAUCUUGGAGGCAGAACUCCACCUGGUGGAAUGUGUUGAAUUAGCGACUCUUCCUGUCGUCCUCGUGCUCUUUGCUCUCAACUCCAUCAUUUAACGUGCUUGAAGUCCAACAAUGUCCCACAUUCAGCAGGACGUUUUCAAACCAGGUCCUUUAGGGACACGGUGGUCCUCUGCAGACUGUGUGCCGCGGAACGUUAGAUGUAGAGAUGGAAGUAGCAUAGCAGCUAGCGUAGCCCAGCAAGUUUUACUUGCGGUCCUGGAAGUAAACAAACGUACGUUAACUACAUUAAAGUAUUUGGUUUCAUUAAUCUCGGCCACAUUGUUCCUGCUUGCAGGUGGAAGAAGAGGAAGGAGGCGAUUCCUUCGACAUGCAGAUAUCAGUGUCCGACCCCGAGAAAGUGGGUGACGGGAUGAACGCCUACAUGGCCUACAAAGUGUCCAUCAAGACUUCAAUGUCUCUGUUUAAGAGUCAUGAGUUCUCCGUAAAAAGACGUUUCAGUGACUUUCUGGGUCUGCACAGCAAACUGGCCUCCAAGUACCUGCACGUGGGCUACGUCGUCCCCCCCGCGCCGGAGAAAAGCAUUGUGGGGAUGACCAAGGUGAAGGUGGGGAAGGAGGACCAGUCGUCCAAUGACUUCGUGGAGAAGAGGCGGUCGUCUCUGGAGAGGUACCUGAUGAGGACGGUGAAGCACCCCGUCCUGCUGAAGGAUCCCGACGUGCUGCAGUUCCUGGAGAGUUCGGAG